Oryzias latipes (Japanese medaka) is the source of this 2582-nucleotide messenger RNA. RefSeq names its product leucine rich repeat containing 10 (gene lrrc10). The record is from RefSeq and is a predicted model, not a curated record. Gene Ontology annotation, cellular component: cytoplasm. NCBI's taxonomy places the organism in Eukaryota, Metazoa, Chordata, Actinopteri, Beloniformes, Adrianichthyidae. Gene Ontology annotation, molecular function: protein binding.
AUCUGCUUAAAAGCAAAAACAAAAUAAUUUUUUUGCAUACUUGUUCAUAAAUUCAGGUGUUGAGGUACGAUUAUGCAGAGAACCAAAAAGCUCUCAUCUCAAAGUGGAGAGAAAUUCAAACACUAAACUGUGUCUUGGUGAGAAACAAAUGUUUGCUUGACCAUCAAAAACAAAGUAAUAAAGCAGAACUUGUGUUUUUCCAGUCAGAAUGAUGUCAGUUGGGCCUUCUGGUUCUUUCUGCCCCCCACCCCCUGACUUGUGGUGUUGCUGGUUUCAGUCUCUGGCAUAAGUGGGUGUGAGGAUAAAACAGUGAGUGAAGGCAGACGAGGGUUAUCUACGGCCGUGGCGGCUACGCAAAAUGAAAUUCCUUCCGUUUAUCUUGUUGGAGACCGGCUCUAAUGAAGGAAUGUGGGAUACAGCGGCUCACACCUCCAGCAGACGGUCCGUCAGCCACGCUCUCGCUCCAAAACAAACCAUUUGGAACUUUUGCCUAGCAGAAAAUCUUUAUUAAUAAGACAUGACGGGUUUUAAACUGAAACAUCCUUUAAUUUUGGGUCAGAGUGACCCGCAGCAGCGGAGCCUGCUGGCGCCAAGGCGCCGCUGCGUUCAGGCCGAUCAGAGCAGAAUGUAAAUGACCUCUGCCACACUUUCAUCAGAAAGCACUUCUUCUUCUCUCGUGCCAUCCUGCCCCUCCCAUCCUUCUCUCUCUCCCCCCCUGGAGAAAAAGUGGAAAGUCAUUAGGCACAAAUGGGGUGGAGAGAGCUGUGGGUUGCCAUAGCCGCCAGAGUCGGGGCAGAGCGCUGCGCCGCCGAGCUCCUCGCUGCUCAGAAAACAACAGCAUGAAGUUGGAUGAACAUCCUUCAGGAUGGGACACGACCCACGCAUUCAGAGGAAUGAGGAGGUUCUCUGACAGCUCGCUGGACUAAGUGGGGUUCCAGAGAGUCCGAAGACGAUGGGCAACGCCAUGCGAGGCGCCAUCGCCUUCAUCCCCUCUGAACGCUGUCAGCGCUUCCUGGUGGGGGACCUGAAGGAGAUGCCGCUGGACAGGACUCUGGACCUGAGCGGACGGCAGCUGCGUCGGCUGCCGGCGGCCGCCUGCGUCUUCCAUGAGCUGGUGAAGCUCUACCUGAGCGACAACCACCUGAGCAGCUUACCGCUGGAGCUGCAGGGUCUGAGGAAGCUGCAGCUUCUGGCUCUUGACUUCAACUGCCUGGAAGAGUUUCCUCUGGCCAUCUGCAGGUUGUCCCAGCUCAACAUCCUCUACCUGGGAAACAACCGGCUGCAUCAGCUGCCCAGAGAGCUGAAGGAGCUGAAGGAGCUCAACACUCUGUGGCUGGAAACAAACUGCUUCACAGAUUUCCCUCAGGUGGUGUGUGAGCUCACCAACCUCAAGACGCUGCACCUUGGCUACAACCUCCUCCGCAGUUUGCCAGAAGAGCUGCGGCGGCUGGAGGAACUGCGGAGCGUUUGGCUGGCGGGGAACCAGCUGACGGAGUUCCCCCCAGUGCUGAUGCAGAUGCCGUUUCUGGCUGUGAUUGACGUGGAUCGCAACAAAAUUCGCCACUUCCCCAGCCUUUCUCACAUGCAAGGGUUGAAACUGGUCAUCUACGACCACAACCCGUGCGUCAACGCCCCGGCGGUGGGGGAGGGCGUCAGGAGGGUGGGGCGCUGGGCGGACGGUCCAGAUGAGGAGAAGGAGGAAGAUGGGGCGAAGGCUGUGAGUGGAGCUCCCCCACCUGAGGAGGUGGAGGUCCGCGCUGAGGAUCAGCAGAACCCCUGAGGGGAAGAGAGCGGCCCUCAAACGGGGUCCAGCUGUCAUCGCCACAGAGGGGCGUGGCAUGGAUGGUGAUGGAGAUGUUUAUUAAAGGUGAUCGCACAAAACGGAACAGACAAAUGUGUAAUUCUGAUUCCUAGAACGAUGUACGCCUUAAAGGAACCUUUCAGUCCCAGCCGUUCCUGUUCAUCUGUGUUUUUCAUUGCUGUACGUUUGCAUGCAGGCCUGGUUUUCCCGUUUUACAUUAAAAUAGUGGAUUUUUUACAUUUAGACGACAGAAAAACAACUUUUAUCACUACAGCUUGUUACAGAAGCAGCAGCACCAAUAUUUUAACAAGUGAAAACACAAUCAUGAAGGUUCUUUUCUGAGCUCGCGUUUUUUUCUGAAGCAUAAAUUCGUGACUCUGCAGUAAAAAUGCAUUUUAAACUUGAAAAAAAGAAAAGAAAAUGAAGGUAAAACAAACCCCAUUUGAGUCCAUGUGAUGGGUGACGUCAGCCACAGAGUGCCUCAUUGAGACAAAUGCAUAAUUUAUCUGAUAAAACUGCGCUGUGGCUUUGGAUAAAGACUGCUAAUGGGCCUUAAUAUCAUUGCCAUAAGCUUUGGGUUUGAAAGAGAAAAUAAAAGCCGGCUGUGGUUUCCCAGAGAACCAGAGAAUAUUCUGCAGAUUCAAAAUGGGAAAUACUGUACUUUAUGAAAGCAGCAAACGGGCUAUUUCUAUCAUAAAUGUGACACUUUUAACAAAUCAUGUUUUCUGUUUUCGUGGAAUUUUACAGCAAAUAAAGCAGAUUAUUUUGCACUUUGGAAAAA